This is a messenger RNA of Papilio machaon (common yellow swallowtail), 2874 nucleotides long. It is a transcript of the gene Wdr33, whose product is annotated as pre-mRNA 3' end processing protein WDR33. Lineage: Eukaryota; Metazoa; Arthropoda; Insecta; Lepidoptera; Papilionidae. The coding region runs from base 230 to 2770 and encodes 846 amino acids. Gene Ontology annotation, molecular function: protein binding. The record is from RefSeq and is a predicted model, not a curated record. The transcript is spliced from 2 exons. Gene Ontology annotation, cellular component: mRNA cleavage and polyadenylation specificity factor complex.
UGAUCAAACAUGGCUGGCUUGGUUCGUUGGCUAUGUAGCUUUCGGUAGCGAUCUUUCCAAACUGUAAAGUUAGCAUUCAAUAGGUUAGAUUAAUUUGUUUUAUUUAUUUGUUAUUCCUCUCAUUUAAUAAUUACAUACUGACAAUCAAAACUUUUGUGUUGUGUAGUGGAAGUGCAAAGUGUAUAAUGUCAACCUGUAUUUUUUAAAAACAAGGUAUUGAAGUUAAAACAUGGAUUUCGGACAUCCUCCACCGAAUAUGAGCAUGCCUCCUCCCGGCAUGGGUGGUCCAAUGGGCCCACCGGGUCGUAACAACAUACGCCAUAAUUUUAGGCCUUUCAACUACCAGAUGCGCUUCCCACCUCAGGGUCCCCUCAACAUGACUCAAGAUGAUUUCGAUGGUAAACGUCUCCGUAAAUCUGUUAUGCGUAAAACUGUUGACUAUAAUGCUGCUAUUAUAAAAGCUUUAGAAUGUCGUGUGUGGCAAAGAGACUGGCGGGACAGACACGCACUGCAACCGGAUGCUAUGUAUACUCCUGACCUGUUACCGCCACCCUCUUAUCCUGAUAAUCCUAUUAACGCUGUCACAACACGUUUCGUUAAAACCGCCACUAACAAAAUGCGAUGUCCAAUCUUCGCAGUAGCGUGGACGCCAGAAGGUCGUAGAUUAAUAACUGGAGCAUCUUCCGGAGAAUUCACAUUAUGGAAUGGACUUACUUUUAAUUUUGAAACAAUCUUACAAGCUCAUGAUUCCCCAGUAAGAUCUAUGGUAUGGUCGCAUGGUGAAGGCUGGAUGGUAACUGGUGAUCAUUCCGGCUUUAUCAAGUAUUGGCAAAGCAAUAUGAAUAAUGUUAAAAUGUACCAAGCUCACAAAGAAGCAGUAAGAGGAAUUAGUUUUAGCCCUAGUGAUUCUAAGAUUGUUACGUGUUCUGAUGAUGGCACAUUACGUAUAUUUGAUUUCUAUAGAUGUCAAGAAGAAAGAAUAUUGAGAGGUCAUGGUGCAGAUGUAAAGUGUGUCCAAUGGCAUCCAACAAAAGCUCUUAUUGUAUCAGGAAGUAAAGAUAAUCAACAACCAAUAAAAUUGUGGGAUCCUAAGUCUGGAACUGCUUUAUCAACUCUUCAUGCACAUAAAUCUACAGUAAUGGAUUUAAAAUGGAAUGAUAAUGGCAAUUGGCUGAUAACUGCAUCAAGGGAUCAUUUACUAAAAUUAUUUGAUAUACGUAAACUUGGAACAGAACUACAGGUAUUUAGGGGGCAUAAAAAAGAGGCCUCAAGUGUAGUAUGGCACCCUCAUCAUGAAGGAUUAUUUUGUUCUGGAGGUUCUGAUGGAGCUAUUCUGUUCUGGAAUGUAGGAACUGAUAAAGAAGUUGGUUGUAUUGAAGGUGCUCAUGAGUCUAUUGUAUGGACUAUGGCAUGGCAUCCUUUAGGACAUAUAUUAUGUUCAGGUUCGAAUGAUCACACAUCAAAAUUUUGGACUCGAAAUCGUCCUGGAGAUCAAAUGAGAGACAAAUAUAAUUUGAAUACUCUACCACCAGGUGUCCAAGAUGACAAUGAUUUAGAGGAACCAGCUGUUAUACCUGGAAUGGGUCCUGAAGACAAAGUUGAAAUAUUUUCAUCUGACACUGAUAAGGUUAUACCUGGCUUAGAUCUGGACACAACCUUUGUGCCAAUGGAAUUUGAAAAGAAAAUAAAGAAAGUACCAUAUAGUAAACCUAUACCAAGAAACUUCCAAGCACAGUGGAAUCAUGGUCCAUCAGUAGAUGAUGCUGCCAGUGAAGCUUUAACUCAAGCUUUAGUGGAGUCUGUGCCUGGUGCUGUACCACUUCAACAAUUGACACCAUCUGCUAUUUAUAUCUAUGGUAAAUUAAUUACUGUUGAUGCUGGCUCCAAACUAGAGAAGGCAAUAACAGAAGGACCUAUUGCUUUAAAAAGAUACAUUGCAACUGGUGAAAUAGAAGAGUUGCAUGAUAUGAUGCCUCAUUUAGAACAUGAUGCUGAUGAUGAAAAUUUCACACCAUUUGAAUAUCCUGUCCAUAAUCCCGAUUCUGAAAAUCCUGAUGAUGAAGAUAAAGAAAAAGAAGAUUACAUUGAUGACCAAUUCUAUGAUGAGGAAAAUGAUGUUUCUCUUACAGAACAAAAUAAUGAAGAACAGUAUAAUAAUUAUGACAAUGGCUCAGAUAUGAACAACAUGGGACCGAUGAAUAACAUGCCUCAAAUGGGCCUAAUGGGACCCCCAAUGGCUAUGAAUAUGGGGCCUCCAAUGGGACCAAUGAAUAUGCCACCACCCCACAUGGCUGGUAUGCCUCCGAUGGGCAAUAUGCCACCAAUUGGUAGUAUGCCUCCGAUGGGUAGCAUGCCUCCAAUGGGGAGUAUGCCUCCUAUGGGCAACAUGCCUCCUCCUUUUCCUGACAAUGGUUACACUAAGAACCAUUAUGAUUCCAGUUUUGAGAAUCAACAAUUUUCUCAACAAGAUGAUGAAGAAUACAAUGAAGAAGAUAACUUUGAACAAAAUUAUGACGAGGAUGGCGAUAAUGGUAUGAAUGAUGGUUUUAAUAGAAAUCAAAGGUGGGGUGGUAACUAUAGAGGAAGAGGACACGAUUAUGGUAGAAAUCACGAUCGUGGUAGAUCACAAGAUAGAGGUAGGGGCCGCGGUAUUAAUGGCCAUCGUGGAAACCGGAGAGGUAAUAGUAACCCACGUGGUUCUCCCUGGACCCGUAGGGGUGGUGGCUCUCAUCGUUCGUUUAGAAGGGGCAGCAAAUCAAUUUCUAACUAGCACAUGUUUUUGUAAACGCAUGCACAGACUAUAAAUCUUUCAUGAAUUCAAAAUGUAAGUGUCUUAGUGUAAAAAUAUAGUGAAGGCGAUAAAUUGUUGUACAU